AUGAACAUUAACUGGCUAGGUUUCUCUCUCUCUCCUUAUGACCAAAAUAUCCACCGUACGGGCGUCGACCCUUCCACUGCCAUAACAGCCGUAGAUGUUGCCGGGGAGUACUAUAACAAUCUGACCGCCGCCUCCGAUGAGUCUUCGACCGUUCAUACAUCGUUUCCUUCUUCCUUUGGUGUUGUCCUCGAUGCUUUCACCAGCGACAACAAUAGUCACUCCCGAGAUUGGGACAUCAAUGGUGGUGCAUGCAAUAACAUCCACGAUAAUGACCCAAAUGGACCAAAGCUUGAGAAUUUCUUCGGCAACACCACCACGAUUUACAACACCAGCGAAAAUGGUGGAGAUGGAAAUGGUGAUUGUGGAGGAGGAGGAGGAGGAGGAGACGUUUCUGGUGGCUCACUAGGCCUUUCGAUGAUUAAGACAUGGCUGAGGAAUCAGCCGGUGUCUAAUGUGAAUCAUCAAGACAAUAAUGGUACUGGUGCAAGAGGCUUGUCCCUCUCUAUGAACUCUUCUACUACUUGUGAUAGCAACAACUACAACAAUAGUAUUGUUGUUCUCCAAGAGAGUACUAUUGGUGAUUGCGUAGAAGCCACACCGAAGAAAAGUAUUGAGAGUUUUGGACAAAGGACAUCUAUAUACCGCGGUGUUACAAGGCAUCGGUGGACAGGAAGAUAUGAGGCACACUUAUGGGACAAUAGUUGCAAAAGAGAAGGCCAAGCUCGCAAAGGAAGACAAGGAGGUUAUGACAAAGAAGAAAAAGCAGCUCGGGCUUAUGAUUUAGCCGCACUCAAGUAUUGGGGAACCACCACUAGUACUAAUUUCCCUAUGAGUGAAUAUGAGAAAGAGAGAGAAGAGAUGAACCACAUGACGAGGCAAGAGUAUGUUGCCUCUCUACGCAGGAAAAGUAGUGGUUUCUCUCGUGGUGCAUCGAUUUAUCGAGGAGUAACAAGGCAUCACCAACAUGGAAGAUGGCAAGCUAGGAUCGGAAGAGUGGCCGGUAACAAAGACCUCUACUUAGGAACUUUUGGCACACAAGAAGAAGCUGCAGAGGCAUACGACAUUGCAGCAAUCAAAUUCAGAGGAUUAAGCGCAGUGACUAACUUCGAAAUGAGCAGGUACAACGUUAAAGCGAUCCUCCAAAGCCCGAGUCUUCCCAUUGGUAGCUCUGCAAAACGUCUCAAGGAAGUUAACCAUCCGGUUCCAAGUAUGAUGAUCAAUAGUAACGUUUCAGAGAGUGAAAAUAAUACUAACGGUUGGCAAAACGCUGCGCUUCAGCAUCAUCAUGAAAUAGAUUUGAGCUUAUUACAGCAACAUCAAGAGAGGUACAAUAAUUAUUACAAUGGAGGAAACUUGUCUUCGGAGAGUGCUAAAGAACAGGAAGAUCAACACCAUUUCUUGAGCAACUCGCCAAGCCUCAUGACUAAUAUCGAUCCGUGUGAUUCUGUUACUGUUUGUGAAAAUGUCAUUGGUUAUGGUAGUUAUCAAGGACUUGCAGUCCGGGUUGGAUCAUCCGUUAACUGUGAUGCCUUGGUUGCAGCUGAGAUGGAUUACAACGCAAGAAACCAUUAUUAUUUUGCUCAGUAA
Messenger RNA from Eruca vesicaria subsp. sativa (arugula), 1587 nucleotides. Lineage: Eukaryota; Viridiplantae; Streptophyta; Magnoliopsida; Brassicales; Brassicaceae. The record is from the annotation of a GenBank genome assembly.